CGCUAUGUGUGAAAGGGAAGGCGAAAGGUGUUCGGCUCCCAAUCCUCUUAGCAGCAUUAUGCUGAGCUUCGUUCAAACCCUGACAUGCGGUGCGCACUUGUAGCUCCCCAAAACCCGGAGUCAGCAUCUCUGCGUCCGUUACGCACAGCUGGAGGGACGGUCCGCAGCGGCGAGGGGCCGUGCAGCCGGCGCUACAGUCCUUCCACAGGUUGAAGCUGCCUGCUGUGAAACAUGCAACACACUCUGUGUCCCUGCCUGUGUCUCCUCCCUGUCAGCGGCGUCUUCUCGCCACAUAACGCAGCUGGAACUAUCAAGGAAAAGCAAUGCAUCUGACAUAACUUCCUGUUUGGAGUCAAGACCACGAGGGCAAUGAACGUGCACUCGCCUCCGAGGAGGAGACUCAAGCGCAGUCGCGUCCUCUUCUUCAUCUCGGGUGUGCUGCUGUGUUUCGUCUACACGCUGACUCUCAAGGCCAGGCUGACAGAGCCGCGAGCCUCCGCCCAGACGGAUGACGCUCUUGGAGCACAGGGGGGUGAUGGUGAUGUUGUGGAGGUCAACAUUCGGGAGGUGAUGGCAUCCAAUGAGACGGAGGAGGAGAGUGUCUCACCUGAGAGCACCAAACCUCCUCUGGUGAUAAUCGUCAACAGGACUGAUAUUGAACAGUGUAUUUAUGUCGAUCCUCAACCUCCCAAACCUCCUCCAACUCCACCGCCACCAACCACAUCAGCUACCCCUCGUCCUCCACCCCGGCCCCCUCACAGGCAGGGUGAUUACCCACAUGACAUCUUCUCAGUGGAGCAGCGGCGACAAGGCUGGGUGGUCUUGCACAUCAUAGGCAUGAUCUAUAUGUUUGUCGCCCUGGCCAUUGUCUGCGAUGAGUUCUUUGUUCCCGCGCUGGAGGUCAUCACCAACAAGCUGCAGAUUUCAGACGACGUUGCCGGGGCCACCUUCAUGGCGGCUGGAGGUUCUGCCCCUGAGCUCUUCACCUCGCUGAUCGGUGUCUUCAUCUCCCACAGCAACGUGGGCAUUGGCACCAUCGUGGGCUCGGCCGUCUUUAACAUCCUUUUUGUGAUCGGCAUGUGUGCCAUCUUCUCCCGGGAGAUGCUGCACCUGACCUGGUGGCCGCUCUUCAGAGACGUAACCUUCUACAUCCUGGACCUCAUCAUGCUCAUCAUCUUCUUCCUGGACAGCAUGAUCCUGUGGUGGGAGAGCGUGUGCCUGGUGCUGGGCUACAUCAGCUACGUGAGCUUUAUGAAGUUCAACAGUCAGAUUGAGCAGGCGGUCAAGACCCAGAUCAACAAGCACAUGAGUAUCGUCAAGGUGUGGACCGCAGAGGAGCCAGAGAAGGAAAGUGAAGCUCCCCCAGCACCUGCUCCUCCUGCUGCUGCUCCUCCUCCUGCUCCCUCUGCUGCUCCUACUCCUCCUCCUGCAGCACCAAAAGCUGAAGAUAAAUCCAAACAAGACGCUCAACAGACUCCGCGGAGCCCUCAACGCAACAAACUGCCAUCAGAGUCUCAAGAGGACAGAGCAAGACUCAGAGUGCGUCCCGUUCUGCAGCGAGGCGGCAGCUCGGCCUCCCUCCACAACACCUCCCUGAGGAGCACCAUCUUCCAGCUGAUGAUCCACACACUGGACCCUCUGGGAGAAGAGGUUGACCACAAGCCAACGGAGCCGCCCAGUGCAGUUGCUGCCGGUGCCCCAGGGGGAGCUGCAGCCGAGCCGUCCACCUCACAGCCUCAAAAGACAGAAGGGACAAGUGAGAAGACGGACCAACAGCCAGAGGAGACAAAGGCCGCAGCGGGGGGUUCAGAGGGCUCGGAGGGCAGCGAUGAGGAUGAUAGCGGCGGCGAAGAAAGCAGUGACUCCGGUGAGAGUGAUGGUGAUGAUGGGGAUGAUGAUGAAAACAAGGAGGAAGAGGAGGAGGAGGAAGAGAAUGAACCGUUGUCUUUAGAGUGGCCUGAAACCAGACGCAAGCAGGCCACCUACCUGUUCCUGCUGCCCAUCGUGUUCCCGCUGUGGCUGACGUUGCCAGAUGUCCGCAACCUGGCGUCCAGGCGGUAUUUUUCCAUCACGUUUAUAGGCUCCAUCCUGUGGAUCGGAGUUUUCUCCUACCUGAUGGUGUGGUGGGCUCAUCAGGUGGGUGAGACUGUGGGUAUCUCAGAGGAAAUCAUGGGCCUUACCAUCCUGGCGGCCGGGACAUCAAUCCCUGACCUGAUCACCAGUGUGAUUGUGGCCCGAAAAGGUCUGGGAGACAUGGCCGUGUCCAGCUCAGUGGGCAGUAACAUAUUUGACAUCACUGUAGGGCUGCCAGUCCCAUGGCUCAUAUACACUCUGCUACACAAGGGCGAUCCGGUAACCGUCAGCUCCAACGGCCUAUUCUGUGCCAUCGUGCUGCUCUUCCUCAUGCUCCUCUUCGUCAUCAUCUCCAUCGCCGCCUGUCGCUGGAAGAUGAGCCGAAUGUUGGGUCUCACCAUGUUCGUACUGUACUUUGUGUUCCUCGUGCUCAGCGUCAUGCUGGAGGAUCGCAUCCUCACCUGCCCCGUUUCAAUCUGAGCUGACGGGUCAAACAUCACCGCUGCACAUGACUCAGUACGUCCAGACAGCAUCGAUACUGUAUGUAGGAUGUGUUAGAUAGAAGAACCAAGCCUGGUGUCAAACGGCUGACUUGGCGCACAAUAGAAACAUUUAACGAGCAGUGAUGUUAAAGGAAAAGUCCACCCUCAACAUAGUGUUACAUUAUUAGUCUAUACACAUUCCAGCAGCUACUCUGUCAUAACUGUGUGCACAGUCACUCUAUUCAUUUUAUACUGCACCAUAUUUACCCUCCGCCAUUUUACUUAAAGGAGCUAUAUGUAAGAAAUCUAAAGUAAAUAGUCGUAAAAUCAUCCUAAUAUGUCACAGAGACUAAGGAAUAAUGUUCAUAUAACAUACUGAUCUCACCGACAACAAUAGUACAACCAGAAUAUUUGCAUCUAAAAAAUUUUUUUGCAGUCUGCAAAUCCUGUUUAUGUUUUGAACUUGUGUUUUGGCCUGUUGCGCCACCCACCGCCGUCUACCAGUCACGCAGU
Epinephelus moara (kelp grouper) is the source of this 3068-nucleotide messenger RNA. RefSeq names its product sodium/potassium/calcium exchanger 1-like. Gene Ontology annotation, cellular component: membrane. Bases 370 to 2553 code for a protein of 727 amino acids. The transcript is spliced from 9 exons. NCBI's taxonomy places the organism in Eukaryota, Metazoa, Chordata, Actinopteri, Perciformes, Serranidae. The record is from RefSeq and is a predicted model, not a curated record. Gene Ontology annotation, biological process: long-term synaptic depression; intracellular calcium ion homeostasis; long-term synaptic potentiation. Gene Ontology annotation, molecular function: calcium channel activity; calcium, potassium:sodium antiporter activity.